UUGAAAAACUGCUGCAUUCCUCUUCCUCUUCCUCCUUUAGAAAAUUGACUUCUUUAAAGAGGUAAGAGAGAAGCAAAAGUAGUAAGAAAAUGCUGGGAUCAGAACGAGGUGUCGUGGAAGAAUGGCUGUCAGAAUUCAAGGCAUUACCUGAAACACAAAUUUCUAGCUAUGCAGCUACAUUGCACCGAAAAAAACCACUGGUACCAGCUCUUUAUAAGGUCAUUCAAGACCCAAAUAAUGAGCUCCUGGAGCCUGUUUGCCACCAGCUGUUUGAACUUUAUCGUAGUUCUGAAGUUCGGCUCAAGAGAUUCACACUGCAAUUUUUGCCAGAGUUGAUCUGGGUAUAUCUGCGUCUUACUGCCAGCAGGGAUAGGCAGAGUAAUGGUUGCAUUGAAGCAUUGCUGCUUGGCAUUUACAACUUGGAAAUUGCUGACAAAGAUGGAAACAACAAAGUUUUAUCUUUCACCAUCCCUUCGUUGUCUAAACCCUCAAUAUAUCAUGAGCCCUCUACUAUUGGAUCCAUGGCUUUAACUGAAGGAGCUCUAUGUCAGCAUGAUCUCAUCAGGGUUGUUUACAGUGAUCUUCAUCCUCAAAGAGAAACCUUCACAGCGCAGAACCGGUUUGAGGUGCUGAGCUUUCUUAUGCUGUGCUACAAUUCUGCUAUUGUCUAUAUGCCUGCCUCUUCUUACCAAUCACUUUGUAGGAUGGGUUCCAGGCUGUGUGUGAGUGGAUUUCCACGGCAGCAUGAGAAACGCUGGAAAGAACACUGUGGUAGAGUGGUGUUAGACCCUGACUUCAUGGUGCAGCUGCUCACAGGUGUCUAUUACGCCAUAUAUAAUGGUCAGUGGGAUCUUGGCCAGGAGGUAUUGGAGGACAUAAUUUACAGAGCACAGCUUGAACUCUACUCACAGCCUCUGCUGGUUGCAAAUGCCAUGAAGAACUCACUGCCCUUUGAUGCUCCUGAUGCAUCGCAAGAAGGCCAGAAGGUACUGAAAGUAGAAGUUACUCCGACAGUGCCGAGGAUUUCUCGGACUGCUAUUACAACAGCUUCUAUCCGUCGUCAUCGCUGGAGGAGAGAAGAUGGCUUUGACUUCUCAAACGAGGCUGACUCAAGCAUACCUGGCUCACCGAUCCAACACGGCUCCACAGACCUAGGGAUCAAACGUGAGCAAGAGGGGGAGGUGCUGAUGCGCAAGACCCCUGAGCAUGGCUUCCCGGAGCCCACCUUGGCAGCAGCCACAACAGAGGAUGCUGAAGGUGUAAAUGGAAGAGAGGACUCUGUGAACCUUAAUGAUGCUGAUGAAGGAUUUUCAUCAGGAGCUUCCCUCAGCAGCCAGCCAGUUGGGACCAAACCUCUAUCAUCCCAGAAGGGCAGCUUAAGGAAAACAGCAAGUGGGCGUUCUGCUAAGGAUAAAGAAACCUCUUCUGCAGCAAAAUCCAAUGAGAGCCCUCGAGAUUCAGUAGCUUGGAAGCAGUACAUGCACCAAUCUACUGACCUUGGUGCAGAUAUAAUUGAGAUGACACCUACUAAGAAACACCUCAGCCUGCCUGCUGGGCAGGUGGUGCCAAAAGCCAACAGUUUGAGCCUGAUCAGGACCGCCAGUGCUUCCUCCAGUAAAUCAUUUGACUAUGUGAAUGGCAGUCAAGCAGGCUGCAGUGUUGGAGCUGGUACAGAGGGUGUUACCAAUCUAGCAGCUGGCAACACCAAUCGGUUUUCAACUAUCAGCCUACAGGAGGAUCGACUAGGCCAAGCUGGGGAAGGUAAAGACCUCCUUCCCCCAGGAGCUCCCCUAACCAAGCAGUCUCGAUCUCCAAGUUUCAAUAUGCAGCUGAUAUCCCAGGUGUAAC
Gavia stellata (red-throated loon) is the source of this 1848-nucleotide messenger RNA. It is a transcript of the gene HYCC2, whose product is annotated as hyccin PI4KA lipid kinase complex subunit 2. Gene Ontology annotation, cellular component: plasma membrane. The transcript is spliced from 12 exons. Gene Ontology annotation, biological process: phosphatidylinositol phosphate biosynthetic process; protein localization to plasma membrane. The record is from RefSeq and is a predicted model, not a curated record. NCBI's taxonomy places the organism in Eukaryota, Metazoa, Chordata, Aves, Gaviiformes, Gaviidae. The coding region runs from base 90 to 1847 and encodes 585 amino acids.